Messenger RNA from Tinamus guttatus (white-throated tinamou), 1042 nucleotides. Lineage: Eukaryota; Metazoa; Chordata; Aves; Tinamiformes; Tinamidae. The record is from RefSeq and is a predicted model, not a curated record.
CCCAGGACUACGAACAGGCGGUGCGGCUGUACAGCGAGGCCAUCGCGCUGUGUCCCGGCAACGCGGUGUACUACGGCAACCGGAGCCUGGCGCACCUGCGCACCGAGAGCUACGGUCCUUCCUCCCUGUCCCCCGAUGUCCCCACGGCCGUGGGGACCUUCAAGGUGGCCAAGGUGCGGCCGCACGACCGCGACGCGCGCCUCAAGCUGCAGGAGUGCAGCCGCAUCGUGAAGCAGAAGGCCUUCGAGCGCGCCAUCGCCAGCGACCCGCACAAGCGCUCCGUCGUCGACUCGCUCGACAUCGAGAGCAUGACCAUCGAGGACGAGUACAGCGGCCCCAAGCUGGAGGACGGCCGGGUGACGCUGGCCUUCAUGAAGGACCUCAUGCAGUGGUACAAGGAGCAGAAGAAGCUACACCGUAAAUGCGCCUACCAGAUCCUGGUGCAGGUCAAGGAGGUCCUCAGCAAGCUGCCCACCUUGGUGGAGACCACGUUGGAGGAGACGGAGCAGGUGACGGUGUGCGGCGACACCCACGGGCAGUUCUACGACCUCCUCAACAUCUUCGAGCUCAACGGCCUCCCCUCGGAGGCCAACCCCUACAUCUUCAACGGGGACUUCGUGGACCGCGGCUCCUUCUCGGUGGAGGUCAUCCUCACGCUCUUCGGCUUCAAGCUCCUCUACCCCGACCACUUCCACCUGCUGCGAGGGAACCACGAGACGGACAACAUGAACCAGAUCUACGGCUUCGAGGGCGAGGUGAAGGCCAAGUACACGGCGCAGAUGUUCGCGCUCUUCAGCGAGGUCUUCGAGUGGCUCCCGCUGGCCCAGUGCAUCAACGGCAAAGUGCUGCCCCGCGGCCCCCAGGACGGGCGCUCGGUCAGCAAGCGCGGCGUGAGCUGCCAGUUCGGGCCCGACGUGACGCGCCGCUUCCUGGAGCGCAACCGCCUCGACUACGUCAUCCGCAGCCACGAGGUGAAGGCCGAGGGCUACGAGGUGGCCCACGGUGGCCGCUGCGUCACCGUCUUCUCCGCGCCCAACUACUG